UGGGAUUGUACUGUUGGAUGCCAAAUGUCAGUGAAAAUCAGAAGAGCCCAUGUGUAGGGAGAAUGCAGAUAACUCUGUAAUAGUUAGAGACUUCAGCUUCCCUAACAUUGACUGGGUCAGACAUAGUGCCGACGGUUCGGACAGGGUAGAAUUGGUGAAGUGUGUCUGCAAUGGUUUCACGAGCAACGUGUAGAUGCCCGACUAGAGAAGGGUCUUGGUCUGAAACAUCAGCUGUACAUUUUUCGAUAGCUGCUGCCUGGCCUGGGGAGUUCCGUCAGCAUUUUGUGUGUUAACUGGAUAAAACAUUUGCUUGUGGUAGGAGGCAGAGGGUGGUCGUGGGGGAAUUGCUUUGCAGAUUGGUUCACGGGGUCAAAGGUACAUUUAAUGUCAGAGAAAUGUUUACAAUUCACAUCCUGAAAUGCUUUUUAUUUGCAAACAACCACAAAAACAGGAGUGUCCCAAGAAUGAAUGACAGUUAAAUGUCAGAACCCCAAAGUCCCCCAACUCCCUCCCUCCCUCACGUAAACGGCAGCGAGAAACAAUCCCCCCUCCCCCCACCGGGAAAAAAAGCACACCCACUACUCUCACUUAAACAUGAGCAAGGCAAUAGCAAACACACAGACCAGCAGUUACCCCCAGAGACUAUAAUGCUCACCCAGUAAUUCAACAUUCUGCAGGCUCUCCCUCCCUAAUAAGGGAGAAAGAGGAGACUCCAUUUUCCAGCGAGUGGGAGAGACAUAACGUGGAGGCCUGUGAUUAGUGGUGUGUGAUGGGGAUCGAUGCUGGGUCUCUAUUAUUUGUCACUGACAUUAACGAUUUACGUGAGAGGUCGGUGCCGUGGUCGGUAAUGUUAGGGAUGUGAGGUGAGAGCAGAAAAAUAUAAGAAAAGCUGAAAGGAAACAAUUUCCACACAAAAGAUUUAAAAAAAAACAGUACAAGUGGAGGUGGAAUGGAAUAGAACUCCUGCUCAAAUCAUUUUCAUCUAAUUAUCAAAUCACUAAUCACAUAAACCUGUUUCUUAUGUGUUCUGAUAUAUAGAGAACUAAUGAUUUGGAUGGUAAUGUGGGUGAGCUGAACAGUAAACUGGCAGAUGACACCAUCAUUGGAGGUGUGGUGGACAGGGAAGAUGGUAACAACAGAAUGUAGAUCUACGUUUAGAUCAACUGGGAAAGUGGACAAGGAACGGCAGAAGGAAUUCAACUCAGACAAGUGUGGGAAGUUAAUCCAGUGAAUGACAGGGCCCUGGGGAGUGUUGAGGAACGGAGAUACCGAUAGAAACAAGUAUUUCAUUGCCUGAAUGAAGAUGCACAUUGGUGCUAGAAAGUUUGUGAACCCUGUAGAAUUGUCUCCAUUUGACCUAAAAUGUGAUCAUAUCUUCAUGCGUCCUAAAAUUAGAUAAAGAGAGCCCAAUUAAAUCAAUAACUCGAAAAACCAUUAUACUUGUUCAUUUAUUUAUUGAAAAGAAAGAUCCAAUAUUACAUGCCAUUGGAGCCGGGUUGGUCAUAGUGAAGUGAGGAAGCCUCUUCAUAUGAACGGCAGUGGAAAUCAGACCUUCACUGAAAAACCGAAUGCUUUCCACCCUGUGAUGUAUAAUGUCCAGUCUUGUGUUUUUCCUUCAGCCACACACUGCUGUCUCCUCACAGCACAAUAUUCUCCCCACAUCCACGGUUUCAUGGCAUGAACUCAGUUAACCUUGCUUUAAAUGUUUACUCAGCAACUGUGGAGGGAAAUGGAACAUCGACAUUUCGGGUUAACAGCCGCUCAGUUCCUCCAGCAUCUCGAUUCUUGCUCGAGAUUCCAGCAUCUGCAGUCUCCAGUGUCUCUAUUUUCAGAACUCGUCCCUUUCAGUCCUGCCUCAGACUGAGCCAGGCUCUUCUCUCGGGCUUCAGUCAUGUUCUGCCUCUUAUGCCAAUCACACCCUCUGCACUGCCAACAGCAGCUCACCAGAGGCCUCUGACCUGGGCCGAACACCGAUCGCUCGUCUGGCUUCUCCUUACACGUGACGAUCCAAUCAUCUUCCAGGCGAAGGUCCUGCCUAUCCCGGGGGUGAGCAUGUGGAGAUUCAGUUGAUGCAUCUGUCACACUGGGGUUUUGCAGGACGGGGGUAACCCAUGCCCAACACUCUUCUUUUCGCAGCCGGGCAUGGGGCCGCCCAUGGCUGAGGCUUCAGUUAUGUUCCCACCUGUUUAAUGUUGUGGAAAUGGCCCUUUGAACACUCGGAGGAUCAGAAAGUUCAUUCCCGAGGCUGCGGCGCCCCUAGUGGACACCCCCGGUACUGCAGGGUUCAGCAGCUCCUGAAGGUGAAAGGAUCCUGAACCCGGAAGUACCGGGAGUUAACAUGGCUUCGAAAGGACAGGUCGAGAGUUUAACCGAGGAGGUAAUUUGUCCCAUCUGCCUGGAUUUCUUCACCGAUCCGGUGUCACUGGCGUGUGGACACAACUUCUGCCGCUCCUGUAUCACACGGUGUUGGGAAAGGGAGGAGAGAAACUCCUGCCCGGAAUGUAGAGAGGAGUUUGCGGACCGCACCCUCAGGGCCAGUCGGGCCUUAGCAAAUCUGUCUGAGAAAGCUAGAAAAUUAAACCUGAAUCCGAAGGAGAAGGAAAAUAAACUUUUCUGCGAGGAACACGAGGAAGAACUGAAGCUGUUUUGUGAAAACGACAAGAAACUGCUCUGUGUGAUCUGUAGAGAUACGCGGGAACACAGGGAGCACCGCUUCCUGCCGAUUAAAGAAGCCGUUGAGGUAUAUAGGGAACGGGUUAAAACUGCGUUAGACUCUCUCACGGAAAAGAAAUGCGAGCUGGAGGAAAUGGAGCGGCAACAGAAAGAGAAGAUUUCCGGAGUUCGGGAACAGUCACACAGUGUUGAGUCCCACAUCACAUCCCAGUUUGCUGAACUGCGCCGGAUUAUCACCGAGAAAGAGCAGCAUGCACUCCGAGAUCUCAGGGAAGAAGAGGAGAGGAUUCUAAAUCCAAUGGAGAAAAAUCUUCGAGAGAUUCAAGAGAAUUUAAAUUCCAUCUACGAGGAAAUCUCAAAGUUACAGGAACAGAUGGAGCAACAAGAAAAUGUGAUGUUUCUCAUGGAGGAAGCUCGUCGAAAGAGGGGGACUAGUGACGAUGUCCGGGAAUUGUCAGUGACAGAUGGAGCCCUGCCAGAUGAAAGAUUCUAUCACCCUUAUUUGCUGAACACAGCAUUGAGAGAAACACUUGAUGCCAUUAAUCAAGUCUCUGUCACCCUGGAUGUGGAAACGGCGCAUCCGCGGCUCGAGGUGUCUGAGGAUCGGAAGAGUGUGAGACGGACCGGGACCCGGAGGGAUCUCCCUGACACCGGGAAGAGGUUCACAGACCGGCCUUGUGUACUGGGAUCGGAGGGAUUCACAUCGGGGAGACAUUACUGGGAGGUGGAGGUGACGGGGAAUCGGCUCUGGGGUCUGGGAGUCGCCGCAGAAUCUGUGGAGAUGAAGGAACGGGUCACACUGAGUCCGGAGACCGGAUUCUGGAUCAUCAGGCGGCGUGAUGACGCGAUGAAGGUUCUCACCUCCCCCGUGUCCCGUCUCCCGGCCGGUCCCUUCCCCGGGAGGGUCGGAGUUUAUCUCAGUUACGAGUCCGGGACAGUUUCAUUUUACAACGCGGAGACCAAGUCCCAUCUCCACACCUUCACUGGGAAUAAAUUCACGGAGAAACUUUAUCCUUUCUUCGGGAUUGGAUAUGAAAACGAGUGGCUGAGAAUCUGCUCCGGUUCCGCUCCGGGUCUGUAAACGGGUCGGGUUCCGGGACCGGCGUCAGGACUAAGUCAGUGUAAAUAUAAAUGUGCGGAGAGUGAAAUAAACACGAUG
This is a messenger RNA of Hypanus sabinus (Atlantic stingray), 3832 nucleotides long. Its product is annotated as nuclear factor 7, brain-like. The record is from RefSeq and is a predicted model, not a curated record. Gene Ontology annotation, molecular function: zinc ion binding; protein binding; ubiquitin-protein transferase activity. The coding region runs from base 2339 to 3754 and encodes 471 amino acids. Gene Ontology annotation, biological process: protein ubiquitination. Lineage: Eukaryota; Metazoa; Chordata; Chondrichthyes; Myliobatiformes; Dasyatidae. The transcript has 6 exons.